AUGAAGAAGCAGGCCCGGAGCUUCAGCUACCGCCCAAGUUCAUGCAGCUGGCGUCUGACACAGCUGGGCCUCUUCACUCCUGCUUCCAUUCUCUGCCUGCACCCCGCCAACCACUUCUCACUCUGUUCUGGUCCCUCUCUCUGGGUCCCAGCUCUGCAGGGCAGGGCUCAGCCGUGGGGUGCCGAGUGGAUGUCGGCUCCCUCCCCAGCUCAGAUGGCCAGCGCAUCUGCUUCUGCAGCACACGGACCCCUCCCACAGAGCCCUCCCCUCCACGGGAGCUGACUCAUGCCACCUCUGAGGCCACAGAGGAUCUGGCAGGAUGAAGAAAUGGGGGAGCUCAGACUUACGGGAAUCUCAGGACCUGUGUCAAGAGGACUCCUGCCCAGAGCCCCUAGAUGGAGACCCUAACUCCAGGCCAGCUCCAGCCAAGCCCCACAGCUUCCCUGCGGCCAAGGGCCACAGCCGGCUCUUUGGAAAGGGUGAUUCGGAGGACACAUCCCUCAUGGACUGCUCUUAUGAGGAAGGUCAGCUGGCAUCCUGCCCGGCCAUCACAGUCAGCCCUGUUGUCACCGUCCAGAGGCCUGGGGAUGGUCCCACCUGUGCCAGGCAGCCAUCCCAGGACUCUGCUGCCGAGAACCUCAAGCUCUAUGACCGCAGGAAGAUCUUCGAAGCAGUUGCUCAGAAUGACUGUGAAGAGCUGGAGAGCCUGCUGCUCUUUCUGAAGAAGAGCAAGAAGCAUCUCACGGACAGCGAAUUCAAAGACCCGGACACAGGGAAGACCUGCCUGCUGAAAGCCAUGCUCAACCUGCACAAUGGGCAGAACGACACCAUCCCCCUUCUCCUGGAGAUCGCCCGGCAGACGGACAGCCUGAAGGAGCUGGUCAACGCCAGCUACACAGACAGCUACUACAAGGGCCAGACGGCACUGCACAUUGCCAUCGAGAGACGGAACAUGGCACUGGUGACCCUCCUGGUGGAGAACGGGGCCGACGUCCAGGCCGCGGCCAAUGGGGACUUCUUUAAGAAAACCAAAGGGCGGCCAGGCUUCUAUUUUGGUGAGCUGCCCCUCUCCCUGGCUGCGUGCACCAACCAGCUGGGCACCGUGAAGUUCCUGCUGCAGAACUCCUGGCAGUCGGCCGACAUCAGUGCCAGGGACUCGGUGGGCAACACUGUGCUGCACGCGCUGGUGGAGGUGGCUGACAACACGGCCGACAACACCAAGUUUGUGACGAGCAUGUACAAUGAGAUUCUGAUCCUGGGGGCCAGACUGCACCCUGCGCUGAAGCUGGAGGAGCUCACCAACAAGAAGGGGCUGACGCCGUUGGCUCUGGCCGCCAGGAGUGGGAAGAUCGGGGUCCUGGCCUAUAUUCUCCAGAGGGAGAUCCAGGAGCCCGAGUGCAGGCACCUGUCCAGGAAGUUCACCGAGUGGGCCUACGGGCCCGUGCACUCCUCACUGUACGACCUGUCCUGCAUCGACACCUGUGAGAAGAACUCAGUGCUGGAGGUGAUUGCCUACAGCAGCAGUGAGACGCCUAACCGCCAUGACAUGCUUUUAGUGGAGCCGCUCAACCGCCUUCUGCAGGACAAGUGGGACAGAUUCGUCAAGCGCAUCUUCUACUUCAACUUCUUCAUCUACUGCCUGUAUAUGAUCAUCUUCACCACGGCCGCCUACUACAGGCCUGUGGAAGGCCGGCCUCCCUUUAAGCUGAAACACACCGUUGGGGGCUAUUUCCGAGUCACUGGAGAGAUUCUUUCUGUAGCAGGGGGAGUCUACUUCUUUUUCCGAGGGAUUCAAUAUUUCCUGCAGAGACGGCCAUCACUGAAGACCUUAUUUGUGGACAGCUACAGUGAGAUGCUUUUCUUCGUGCAGUCGCUGUUCAUGCUGGGGACCGUCGCGCUAUACUUCUGCCACUGCAAGGAGUACGUGGCCUCCAUGGUUUUCUCCCUGGCCAUGGGCUGGACCAACAUGCUCUACUACACCCGUGGCUUCCAGCAGAUGGGCAUCUAUGCUGUCAUGAUUGAGAAGAUGAUCCUGAGAGACCUGUGUCGCUUCAUGUUUGUUUACCUCGUUUUCUUAUUUGGGUUUUCCACAGCGGUGGUGACACUGAUUGAGGAUGGGAAGAAUGACUCCGUGUCGGCUGAGUCGACGUCACACAGGUGGCGAGGUCCUGGCUGCCGGCCAUCCGACAGCUCCUACAACAGCCUGUACUCCACGUGUCUGGAGCUGUUCAAGUUCACCAUCGGCAUGGGAGACCUGGAGUUCACGGAGAACUAUGACUUCAAGGCUGUCUUUGUCAUCCUGUUACUGUCCUAUGUGAUUCUCACGUACAUCCUCCUGCUCAACAUGCUCAUUGCCCUCAUGGGUGAGACGGUCAACAAGAUCGCACAGGAGAGCAAGAACAUCUGGAAGCUGCAGAGAGCCAUCACCAUCCUGGACACGGAGAAGAGCUUCCUUAAGUGUAUGAGGAAGGCCUUUCGCUCAGGCAAGCUGCUGCAGGUGGGGUACACAGCUGACGGCAAGGACGACUACAGGUGGUGUUUCAGGGUGGACGAGGUGAACUGGACCACCUGGAACACCAACGUGGGCAUCAUCAAUGAAGACCCGGGCAACUGUGAGGGCAUCAAACGCACCCUGAGCUUCUCCCUGCGGUCGGGCCGAGCUGCAGGGAGGAACUGGAAGAACUUUGCCCUGGUUCCCCUCUUAAGAGAUGCAAGUACUCGAGAAAGACACCCUGCCCAGCCUGAGGAAGUUCAUCUGAAGCACUUCGCGGGGUCCCUCAAGCCAGAAGAUGCCGAUAUCGUCAAGGAUUCUGCUGCUUUAGGGGAGAAGUGA
This is a messenger RNA of Mesoplodon densirostris (Blainville's beaked whale), 2833 nucleotides long. RefSeq names its product transient receptor potential cation channel subfamily V member 1 (gene TRPV1). Gene Ontology annotation, molecular function: calcium channel activity; protein binding. Bases 320 to 2833 code for a protein of 837 amino acids. Gene Ontology annotation, cellular component: membrane. Lineage: Eukaryota; Metazoa; Chordata; Mammalia; Artiodactyla; Ziphiidae. The transcript is spliced from 16 exons. Gene Ontology annotation, biological process: calcium ion import across plasma membrane. The record is from RefSeq and is a predicted model, not a curated record.